CAACACAUACCACAGCAUCAGAAAUCAUACAUCAAAUCAUGGAGUUGAACACUCCAACAUUCAUAGCUCUACUUUCCUCUGUCCUCUUCCUCUUGAUGUUUCUCAAAUUGCGACUAAUCUCAAAAUCCGUAACCAGUUUGUGUGUCUACUCACACAUCCCAGGUCCCAAAGCACUCCCUCUCAUCGGCCACCUGCAUAUGAUGCUACGCGCCACCGCGCCCCACCACAUGUUCAGAGAUCUCGCCGCCAAAUACGGGCCCCUGAUGCAUCUACAGCUGGGCGAACUUGACUUCAUCAUUGUCUCGUCGGUCGAUAUCGCGAACCAAGUGACGAAAACUCACGAUGUCAAGUUCGCCAACAGGCCCACGGGGCUGGUGCCGGAGUCGCUCAUGUAUAAUCUCAUCGACAUCGUCUUCUCUCCCUACGGCCACCACUGGCGCCAACUGCGGAAGAUCUGCACGCAGGAGCUCUUGAGCGCCCGACGCGUGCAAUCCUUCCGCCACAUAAGAGAGGAGGAGAGCAUCAACCUGUGCCAAUGGAUCGCCUCUCGCCAAGAAUCGCCGGCCAAUCUGUCGGAUAAGCUAUACCUGUCGUCGUACGAUGUUGUGACUAGGGCGGCGGUGAAGGCCAAAACUGAAGAGCGCGAGAUGGUGGUUGCGGUGUUCAUGGAAUCUCUCAAGUUAGGGUCGGGAUUCAUGUUGGCCGAUCUCUAUCCUUCCAUCAAAUUAUUACCGUUCAUCACAGGAGCCCACUUCAAAAUCCGACGGAUGCGUCGCAAAAUAGACAAGCUGCUUGAUGCCAUCAUUGCUCAACACAGAGUAGCAAACGCAAGCACCAACACCAACACCCACAUCCAUGAUGAUGAUAAAUUUGAAGAUUUUGUAGAUGUUCUCCUCAAAUUCGAACGAGAUGGGAGUCUAACUACCGACAACAUCAAAGCACUCCUAGUGGAUAUGUUCGUUGGAGGAACUGACACGUCAGCCACAACCAUAGAAUGGGCAAUGUCCGAGAUGAUAAGAAACCCUAGCAAACUCAACAAGGCUCAAGAAGAAGUAAGAAAGGUUUUCGACGACAAGGGAUACGUAGAUGAAGACAAGUUUGAUGAGCUGAAAUACCUGAAAUUAAUCAUCAAAGAGACACUGAGAUUGCACCCAGCAUUGCCGCUUUUAAUCCCGAGAAUGAGUUCCCAGAGAUGUGAAAUCAAUGGAUACGAAAUCCCAGCAGGAAGCAGAGUGAUCGUGCAUGGAUGGGCACUAGGAAGAGACCCCAAGUAUUGGAACGAUGCAGACAGGUUUACACCGGAAAGAUUCGAGGAAAGCUCCCAUGAUUUCCAAGGGAGCAAUAUGGAAUACAUACCCUUUGGGGCGGGAAGAAGAAUCUGUCCCGGCAUGCUGUUCGGGCUGGCCAACGUGGAGUUUCCGCUUGCUAUGCUUCUCUAUCAUUUCGAUUGGAAAAUGCCAAAUGGGAUGAAAGGUGAAGAAUUGGAUAUGACGGAGGCCUUUGGCGCCACUGUUAAUAGGAAACACCCUUUGUGUUUGAUUCCCAUUGUUAAGCGACCUUUGCCUGCGGCUCCUUAAUUGACUGGUUUAGGGAGUGUUCGCUUUAGGUGAUAAUGUAAUCAUAUAUAUAUAAUGUAAUCUA
Salvia miltiorrhiza (redroot sage) is the source of this 1641-nucleotide messenger RNA. Its product is annotated as cytochrome P450 71D10-like. Gene Ontology annotation, molecular function: iron ion binding; oxidoreductase activity, acting on paired donors, with incorporation or reduction of molecular oxygen; heme binding. The transcript is spliced from 2 exons. The coding region runs from base 39 to 1577 and encodes 512 amino acids. The record is from RefSeq and is a predicted model, not a curated record. NCBI's taxonomy places the organism in Eukaryota, Viridiplantae, Streptophyta, Magnoliopsida, Lamiales, Lamiaceae.